UCGAAUGUCGGAGAGUGAGGAGGUCGCGAACCGUGCUAGCAUAACUCCGUGUGGUGCGUGUGUUUAGUACAUGUUGUGCUGUGGGCUGUUGGCCUUCGUGGCUGUUGGCCCUUCGUGCGAAGAUUCAGCAGAGCAGCAAUCGCAAGUGCAUACGAGAUCUGCCUGCUCCCUGAUCUUCUCCACCCCCUCAUGAGCGGGUGAACAUUGCGUGUUACAACGUGGCGUUGAUGACUCUCUCAUUCUGGCGAGAGUGAGUGCGGACUGACUCUCGUACAACGCUUCGCAUCGAGUCAGAAACUAAAAAAGGGAGAGCCUGAAGAAUUUACAAAUGUGUGCUGGUAGUAGUGCUGGUUGCUUUAGCACUUUAAUGAUGUUAUGCUGUUAAUGUUGGAGGUAUUUUGAUGUGCUGUGACUGCUCACUGCUGAUGGUUAUUGCAUACUGAUGCUGCGUGCAUCCCGAAAGCUGCCAAGGAAUCAGUCGUCGGAGGAGUGUCGAGAGCUCUGUAGGAAAGGACCAGCGAUAGCUGGAGUGGCAUAAAAGUGUAUGCACUUUUCGUUUUAUCUCUUGUUGAUUCUGUAUUGUUAUACUUUAAGCUAAACACAACUAAAUAUUUGAUUUCUUGUGUUUUCGUUUCGAUUGUCUUUUCGAGUUGAAGUGGAUCCAGAGUCGUGUAUGUUGUGUAAAGUUUUGGGUAAAAAUUGAAAACUUGCAUGUCUUGUUUUGACGGGAACCGCCAUCGUGUGAUAAAAAUGAGAAAAAAUAUUUGUUGAACGGCAAUUAGUUCGUUCACAGUUUCUCGAACUAGUUUCGAUUACAGAUAAAGUGCGGUGAUGUAUGUUGGACAUUGUAACUUUCGAAGAAACGAAUGCUGAAAAGUAAUUUUGAAAGGUUGACCCAGCGCCAGUCAACCCGAGAAAAAGUGCAUGAAAUUGAAAAAUCGAUAAAAUUUUAUUGCACCUAAAACACACAGCAUAUACACAGCAAUCAGUGUUCGUCUUUGUUGUUGUUUUUUAAUAUCUGCCCGUGGAAUAACAAAACUGUCAAGAAGCAAACAAGGCACAGAAAAUUGUAUGGAUCAGGUCGAUAAGAUACCGGUUUCGAAUGAUUUAGUUCACACUAUCCCGUUCCGUGGUUUUCUUUACUGCAUGAGUUAAGUCUUCGAUUGUUUAUUUUCGUUGUGGAAGUUCGCGUGUUGCCAGAGACAAUAAUGUUCAUAUUGUCUGUGUUUUCGCGAUUGAUGGCAAAUAGAUAGAGUAGGAAGUUAACAUAGCAGCAAAAUAAACGCUGUAUCGGGUUAAGGCUGCAGCGAAAAAGAACAUCCGCUAGAAGACAUACCGAGUGCCGGCCAACAAUAUUAAACAAAUAAGUUUAGAACAAGUAACUAUGCUCAAGUAUCUAACGCACAAACUUCGCACACAAUCAAUCAACGAUGAGAACCCAGUCAAUGAAAAGAUUGACGGUCACGAUUCGGGCACGGAGUCCGACGGAGACUUGGAACAGGAGGAUGAUUUGAUUCAGGAACACGACAUGGAGCUGAGUUUAAGCUCCCGUCAUGACACGGCGUCCCCAACGGACACUGCCUGUUCAUCGGAGUCACCGGUGUUCCUGGGACCAGCCUCACAUCACCUGCUGUACGAUCAGAACAGUUCCGAAGAGGAACUGGAAGUAAUCAACGGUGGAGUCCUGGAGGUGGGUGCUGAAACCGAUGGCAAUGCGGGCGGUGAUGGUGAUGAAGGUGGAAUCGAUUGUGCUGGCGUUGGCAGCAGUGAAAGUGUUAAUGAUUUUGGUGGUAUUUUGAUGAUCGCCAGUCGGCAACGGUUAUCGGAGGCCAACGUUAACGACGACAUCGAUGAUUGCACUGAUGAAAUCUACUCGGCAACGUCUCCGACAGUUGGUUUGCUGCGGCCCUUAGCCAUCACCCCGACCCAGUUGGCAGCGUCCAAGCGUUGUAGUUCAAACAAUCUACUCGAGAAGCGCAAACGCUCACUAGCGCACAGCUCGGACGACGAGGUUCGCCAUUUAUUAGAGCAUCAGAAUCAACAGCAUCACCAUCAUCACCACCAGCAAACACUUAUGUCGGCUCCGGUGAAUUUUCGCACAUCACCACCUCUAGAAGCUUUAAAACCGCACCGUGGCCAUAUACUUCAGCGGUCUACCACUCCGCUCAUCCUCACGGAAAGUGGGCGCGGUCUGGAACACAUUAGAAUAUCAUCCUCUUCAUCGAUCUCGUCAACGACGUCUUCACUCUCGUCUCUGGGAGGUUGUGGAGCUGGUGGUGGUGGUGGUGUUGGGGGGUCAACAUCUAUUUACGGAGGCGUCGGCGGUUUGCCCACUUGUGAUAGCCCUUCGUCAGUCAACUAUAGCACUAACAUCAACCAUCAUAAUCACCCACAACCACAUCAUCAACAUCAUCAUCAACAACAACAACAACAACAACAUCAUCAUCAUCAUCAGUCACAACAACAACAACAGCAGCAGCAACCACAUCAUCAACAGCAGAAUAGUAACAAUCGAACACUGUUAAGUACAACUAAUACUUCCACUGCCACCGCAACGGGAGCAGUAGGGAUAUCAUUCGUAGGUCAAGAAGCGGCCAGUUCAAUGGGCACCGUAGUAACCAAUAUGGAAAUUAGCCGGUCGGUUAGUCCCCCCGCAAAGGUGUUUCACUGUGCGGUGUCCCCCCGUCGGAGGCAGCCACGACAUCAACAGCAGAGGCUGCAGAGGCCCCACAGGCCCUGUUUAGAUUUCGAUAAGAUGCAACAACUGAAAGCACGUUCUGUGACCACUUGGAGGCACAGCAACGAGCACUCGGGCGAACUGUCCGUUUUUUGCUGGUGAUGAUGAGUUACCGACGAACGGUUUUUCGACUGCAACGACGACGAAGACAACGUUUGUCCGCGAGUGAAGGCGUGUUUGAUACGUACGUACUGCUGCGCUGAUCAUCAUCCUGCGACCUUCCGUUACAGUGAAGCGUUAAAAGUAUAACGUAUCCCAGUUUAGGUUUUGAAAUAUUAUUACAGUACUUCAUAGCAGCAGGUACUAAACAGUAUAUGAUAUUUGAAGUAAGAAUGAAUGAUACUAGGAAGUACAGAACGUAGGACUAGAACAAAAAAAAAUCUGCUCUCACCAGCAUCAGGAUGUAUUUCAGUGCAUCAUGUACUUGUUUUAUAUAAAUAUGAUACUAGUGCGAAAAUCUCUCUGGAUGGUUUGCAUCGACAGAAACUACUGAAACGAAUGGAUGAGAGCACGAACAUGAUGUCGGUUGCAAUUUUGAAAAUGUAAGCAAAUUUUGUUAUUGGUGUGUAGGAAUUUACAAAUAUUUUAUCAAUUACCUUAUUAUUACCUAUUAUAAAACAUACCUUUCAAAGCGAUUUUGUGAUUUUAAUAAUUAGUAACGAAUUUUUAAGUUUAACAUUUGCAUCUUACGAUUAAACUGCAAUUUACAAUAAGCGGUAAAUACAACCUUCAAUAACUAACGAAGUACAAGCGUUGCAAUCGAACGGUGAGUAUUAUCAAAGAUUUCGCUAUAUUCGGAGACACUGGAAGGCUGAAAAAAUAAAUUGUGGUAGAUAUGAUAAAUUCGAAAGAGUGACAGCUCAAUUGUUCAAUAGAAAUGAAAAUUUGGUCAAUGUUGCCAUUGUGAACGAUUUUGUGCCCAAGAAGUACCACGGUAUGCGAGUCCGAAAACGAACGACCAUAAGCAUUUGUUGAACUCCAGAUAGAAUUCAACGAGACUCUGAAGUUCAGGAAUAAUCAAAUUGCAAUCAAUCGUUUCAUAUAAAGCAACUAAGUAGGCCGUGCAGUUAUUGUUCGCUAUUUUACCAGAGUGAAUGUAGAGAGAGUGACGACUACUCUUCAUUAUGAAGAAAUUUUUGCUGUCAGUGUCAUUCCAAACGAGCAUAAGAAAUUGCCAACAUUGCACAUGAGAUUGUUUGAAUUGUUGUCAACAUUAUGGAUGAUUUGUUGUCGCUCUCCUUACAUCCACUCUAUAUUUUACUAUUAACCAGUGUCUUGUAAUAAGCUACAUAUAGCAAAAUCUCUGAAUAGUACUAUUCGAUGUUUCUGAAUUGUCCACUGAAAAAAAAAGACGUUGAAAGCAGAAAAAAUUGCCAUUUAUUACAAAAAAACUUACACCAGUUAAUCAAUUGUGAUUGUGAGGCUACAUGCUGCUUCCGAUAGGAGAACCAAACGAUGGAGGGUUAUUCGAGAUCUGGCUAUAAAUAGUUUUUUUUAGAAUAAGUGUCGCUUGUUCUCAGGGAUUUAGGAUGCGAAUAAAAGUGUUUGAAUGGGUACUGAAUAAAAAGCCAAUCAAUUUUCAGCAAUAUUAUUGCACAGUUUCUACGAUUUGUAAAAGCAGUUUUGCAUAAGCAACAGUAGAAUUGAUUCAGCAACGAUCUCAUGGAAGCGCUUCUUGUAAUGGUUUAACACAAAAUCAAUGGAAAACCAAAUCUGGUACUGUUGUGUAUUUUGAUAGGGUUCAAAGUCAAAUGGAAGAUUCUCUGUGGAAUCAAUUAUGAAUUUUUGGAAAUGGCUUUUUCAGUUAAAGGUAUUCAAAAUGUUAUUAAAAACUCAGUCCCAAGGAGGUCAAACUAAUGUGAAUCUUGUCAGCGUUCGAGAGGAAAAAAUACUGCCAUAAUAUCAACUCUGUCAUUAAUUAAAAAUAAAAAAAAAUAUAAAUCUUCUGAAGAAAAUCUGUACGCUAUUAGUGAAUUCAGACUUAUACGGAAAUGGCAAUAGUCGACGCCAUCACGAAACAGCUACUUCACAAUAUUUCCACGACAUCCCGCUCGUAACAAGUUUAACAAGAGCUAAUUCAUUGCAGUUGUUUAGAGCGAUGUGAUAACUGUGAUAACUGAGAACGGACUUGAGGGCUCUCUGUGAUUAUUGGUUAAAUAUAGUUCAGCCACUCUUUUUUUCUCUAAUGUGAUGUCGAUCGAACCAAACCUAAAGGUUGAAAGUUUAGGAAUCUUUCGUUUGACAGGAUGAAAGAAUGAAAACUACUCAUAUUCUGAAUUUCAUUUUCAAAUUAUGGUUUUGUUGCGAUCCAAAGCCAGUUAUCAACAGUUUCGAUACUAUUUGAUAAACCCGACAUUAGAGGGCUUAGCCCGGGAGAACCAAGUAGACCAGAUUGACGUGAUACGGUCGAGCGAAGUAAAACUGAAUGCUUUUAUAGUAUUGGAAGUCACGAUAAACACGAAACAAGUUAUAAAUAUUGUAUUAGUAGAAACCCGACUUUAUGGUUAAGAAACAAGAAAUACAAAUAACAAUUUUCAAUAAACUACUCAUACCGGCCUACUAGAGGCUGGAUGAUCAGAGGAAGAGACUCGAAUUUGAAUCGCGCAAAUAGAAGAAAAUAACAAAAAAAUAUGUAAAAAUAGUAGAUGUUGUCUCAGUUGAUAGUAUUGGCAACUAAACCAGAUUACAAACUCUCAAUUGAAUUAUGAACGACGGGAAAGCAAAUAAUUUCAUGAAGAAUUGAUGUGUACAAGUUGGUAGAGCAAGACAUCCACGAAUCGUGCGAAAAAGGAAAAAUGAUUCAUAUGAUGAAAUAAGCAUUUAGCCAGAAUUACGAUUAAAACUAAAAGAUUUUCGUUUACUUAAGUUUUAUUAUGAAUUGGAUACAAAGUAAAAAUGAAUUAUAAAGGAUUAAUCCAAGUGAAAAUAAAAAAAAGAUACCAUAAACACA
This is a messenger RNA of Malaya genurostris, 5687 nucleotides long. RefSeq names its product MOB kinase activator-like 2 (gene Reph). The transcript has 5 exons. NCBI's taxonomy places the organism in Eukaryota, Metazoa, Arthropoda, Insecta, Diptera, Culicidae. The record is from RefSeq and is a predicted model, not a curated record. The coding region runs from base 1385 to 2839 and encodes 484 amino acids.